Messenger RNA from Scylla paramamosain (green mud crab), 3512 nucleotides. RefSeq names its product ribosomal RNA small subunit methyltransferase NEP1-like. Bases 89 to 793 code for a protein of 234 amino acids. Gene Ontology annotation, cellular component: small-subunit processome; nucleolus. Lineage: Eukaryota; Metazoa; Arthropoda; Malacostraca; Decapoda; Portunidae. The transcript has 6 exons. Gene Ontology annotation, biological process: rRNA base methylation. The record is from RefSeq and is a predicted model, not a curated record. Gene Ontology annotation, molecular function: rRNA binding; rRNA (pseudouridine) methyltransferase activity.
GAUCAACCAUUGCGUGUCAAAACAACACAGGGAGUCCACGCGGUAGUGAGUGCAUUGCAGUGGUAGUAAACUUGUUGCAUUUGCAACCAUGGGGAAGAAAAGAAAGAACGCCGACGAAGAGGAGGAAGGGGAAUCCUCCCACAGGCAGGUGAUCCCUACUCAUGUCAAAAACCAAGAGAAGAGACUCAUCGUGGUGCUGGAAAGAGCCAAUCUGGAAAGUGUCAAGAAUGGCAAGAGCUAUGAGCUACUAAACUGUGAUGACCAUAUGGGUCUAAUGAAGAAGUACAACAAGGAUCCUGCAAACUGCCGGCCAGACAUCCUUCAUCAGUGUCUCCUUAUGCUCCAAGAUUCUCCACUCAACCAGGCAGGCAAACUGCAGGUUUACAUUCAUACUGAAAAAAAUGUAUUGAUAGAGGUCAACCCACAGUGUAGAAUUCCCAGAACUUUCAAGAGAUUUGCUGGUCUUAUGGUUCAGCUGCUUCACAAAAUGAGUGUUCGAGCCAGUGAUGGUAACAUGAAGCUUUUGAAGGCCAUACGCAACCCUGUCACUGCUCAUCUCCCAGUUGGGUGUAGGAAGAUUGGCACUUCCUUCACUGCUAAGAAACUUGUCAAUCCUCGGGAGAUUGUUCCUGAGAAUGAUCCAUUUGUAAUUGUGAUUGGAUCCAUGGCACAUGGCAAGGUGGAAGUAGAUUAUAUUGAAGAAGAAAUAGCAAUAUCAAGAUACCACUUGUCAGCAGCAUUAACCUGUGCCAAAGUGUGCAGUGGUUUUGAAGAAGUGUGGGGCAUCAAGUAGCAGUAUAGGCAGCUAUUGUAGGUGCAGUUGACACCAACCUGUCACUGUCACCCCCUCCUCCAUCCGUGACGUCACAAACAGUGAGCAAGAUGGGAACCAGACCCUCUGCGCUCAUGGUAGCCUCACUGUCUGAAGAUGAAAUAAAUUUAUCUUUUGACAGAAAGACGGUGGUAGUGUUGACCAUUAUCAGCGGUGUUGGAUAUCCUCAAUAUCAUGAAAGUGUGAAAUAUUAGUAUUUGUACACAGAGAAAGAAAUAAGAUUAUGAUAAUAAAUGUUUAAAUAUAUUUUCCUAGAGUGUGAUGUGAAGAUAAUUGUUCAAUGGUUCUGGAAAUGCAGUACCACAGCUCACCAUGCACCUUCAGCACAGCUGAUCCUUUGGUAAACACAGCAUUCAGCAUGCCCAUUGAGGACCAAUUAGUAUGCAGUAGGCUCCAUGGAAGCUGUUUCUGUCAGCCCUCACAUCUACCACCAUAAGGAUCUUGUGCUCUCCUCAUAGCGGCCUCUCUGGCAUUAGUUGCCAUGCCUGUAGUGUCCAUCUCCUUCAUCUUGCUUGCCUAACUGGCCAGUCUUCUUGUUCUGAAUUGUCCAAUAAUAAGAGAGCAGCAACGAUGAGAUCCUCGUGGUUCAUCUUGUUUUGGUGUGUGUUGUGCAAGACUGAUGAUUGACGGGUUGAUGUCACGCCGUCACACUGUGAUGGAGUUCAUCUCUGAAGCGGAUGGCUGUCAUGUUUGUGACAUCACAGACAGGAAUGAGGGUGACAGUGAUGGGCUGGUGUGAAGCAAGAGACUCAUUUUUGGCCAUAUUUUUUUAUACAAGAGAAAAGAUGUUGCUGUGUUGCAGGGUUUUGAAUAAUCUGGCUUGGUUUUCAGGAAAAUAAACCUAUGUUCAUCCACACUUUUGCUACAACAAAGUUUACUGACUUCAUCAGUUGCGUGUGCUUCUUGUCUUUUCAGCUGAAGGAUACAACAACCCAUGAGCCAUCUGGUGUACGACUGCAUAGAAGCCCCCAUUUCCUCUAACAUCAGUUUUUGUUCUUCCCUGCACAUUCUCUUUUCUCAUCAUCAGUAUGUGUUACUCUAUACAGAUUCCUCUGACAUUUAAUCUCCAAUACAUAUAAUAUCCUUCUCUUUCUUGUUUCAUCAGUUCUUCAUUAUCUCCAUCUGGUUGGUUUUCUGCAGCAGGCAACACAUCCUGAUCACAUUUAUCACCUGCACCUUAUCAAUACAAAAAAUUGUAAAAAAAAACUAAAUAAAUAAAUAAAUAGAUAAUAAUAACAAUGAUAAAAAAAAAAAAUAUGAAGGUUUUACCAAUCUGAAAUUAUACAUCAACUAAUUGUGACUAAACAAUUUUAAAUAAAUUUACAUGUCAGCUGGCUCCAUGCCUGAAGCAGCCUUCCUACCUAGUUUCUAACUAAAGCGACAUGUCAAUUCGGGGAUUUUAAGAGGUAAAUAUCGUUAGACAGGAGUGAGACGUAUAAAUUAAGCCACACUUCUUCCCAACCCCACUCCUUGUCCAUCUCAUCCCCACUCCCUCUUUGUGUCAGCAUUUCUCAUACCUCCUGCUUAUCUCCUCCAUCAAAGUCUCUCUCUCUCUCUCUCUCUCUCUCUCUCUCUCUCUCUCUCUCUCUCUCUCUCUCUCUCUCUCUCUCUCUCUCUCUCUCUCUCUCUCUCUCUCUCUCUCUCUCUCUCUCUCUCUCUCUCUCUCUCUCUCUCUCUCUCUCUCUCUCUCUCUCUCUCUCUCUCUCUUUUCCCCCCCCUACCUAAAUGUUCAGUAAAGGUUAGGGGGUUAAAAGUUACAAGACGCUGCCCUCCCUCUUGCAAGCGUAAGCGGCAACUUAACGUAAAUUACAUUAUACCCACCAUUGUUUGGUAACUGGACUGUCAUUAGAAAGUACCCGUUGGUGUUAUUGUUUUUGUUAUUUCUAUGAAAUAAGUUUGUCAAAGAGAGAGAGAGAGAGAGAGAGAGAGAGAGAGAGAGAGAGAGAGAGAGAGAGAGAGAGAGAGAGAGAGAGAGAGAGGCGGGGGGGGGGAUGAAGGAAGUAUGAGAAGCUUGUGGAUAGGGAAGGGGGAGGGCGUGGAGGGGGUGAGGAGGAACGCACACCUAAAAGAUACACGUCAGGAGCAGCUCUAGCCAAUAACAGUUGCCUUGAAAAAAAAUGAUGACAUCACUUUUGUUAGAAAUAUAGUUAGGAAAACUGUUUCAUCAAGUAGGAAGCCGUCUGUAAAUGAAAAAAAAGUAAAUAAGCAAAUAAAAUAGAAUGAAAAAAAUAAUAAUGUAAACGUGUUCUGCAGGGAGGUGGCUGGUGAUUGCUGGCGACCGUGCCUGGCGGAAAUCCGUCUUACUGACGUGUUUCCUCUCACUCCACGCAGAUGACAUGUGAUCACUUUGUCAUGGAGUUGAUGAACAUGCUCUUAUUAGGCAUCGUUUCAAAGACUAGUAUCUUCAAACAACGCCUUUACCGAACAUUAAUGUAAAGGAAGUGGCUGUAAUUUAUCUUCAGAAAGCUUUGGAACAAUCUGGUGCUGUAAUCAUGCGCUUACACACUUGCUUUAUCUUUUGACGAUAGCUCUUGAAAUAACGCAAGCAGUAGUGAAACUGCCACUGCGGUUCAUCAUUUUUUUUUUUUUUUAUAGAAGUCGUUAAUAAUUUUAUCUUACAUCGUCACUAUGAAAAUUGAUAAACCUUGAAUGUGCUUGUAGUAAAAUAUGUACAACAAAA